Colletotrichum scovillei is the source of this 6056-nucleotide messenger RNA. RefSeq names its product RhoGEF domain-containing protein. Gene Ontology annotation, molecular function: guanyl-nucleotide exchange factor activity. Lineage: Eukaryota; Fungi; Ascomycota; Sordariomycetes; Glomerellales; Glomerellaceae. The transcript has 2 exons. The record is from RefSeq and is a predicted model, not a curated record. Bases 877 to 5445 code for a protein of 1522 amino acids.
CUCCAUCAACCUUGGAUUGGGCUUCACCUCUCUUGCUUGCAGCUCCAUCGCAAUCACAACAAACAACAACACACACAGCAUACAGCGCCCCACGGACCACAGACCGCCCAGCCCAGCCCGGUGCAUCCAGGCCUUGACCUCCAAACUACGGGAUACACUGCUACCUUACCUUACCUUACCUUACUUUACAUUGCCUACCUUACCUAUCUGACGGAUACCCACCGCUGCUGUCGCUGUCGCUGUAUACCUGGGCUCUGUUGCUGCUGCCGUUGCUGAGGUCCCCCGUUGCUGCCCGCUGCUUUCUCCAAGUCCCAAGGUCAACCAAACCCACGGACUCGACUCGACCCCGGCUGCGCUCAACGCCAGCCAACUCACACCGACACCGACACCACCACCACCACCACUCCCACCACACGAUAAUUAUCGCUGCGCUUGCAAUCUUCAUCUGUCCAACUUUGGUCGCGCUAGCCAACCUGGCAAUUUGCCAACUUUUUUCCUCACGCUCUUUUGCCCCCUGAUUCUUUUUUUUCUUCCCUUUGCCGGCACGUCGAAAGCCUUAUUUCCAUUUUGUCGACAGUCGCAUCGCGAAUGCCCGUUGCUACCCUUGGCCUUCAGUCAUCGACUCAGCCGCCACUCGACUCGGCUCGACCACCACCACCACCUUGCGCCUGACGCGGUCGACACACACACCAUACGCACACACACCACAGCAUACCGAACCCGAUACACUCGUUUGCCGACUUCCUACACCCCUGACGGCUCUUUACUUUCCUUUGCUUUGCGUGUUUCGGUCAGCGCCCAGUCAGCAAUGACCUUGGCCCAUUAAACGAGCCCACGCGACCGACCGACCGAUCGACCGUAUCGCCAGCCCCGACAAUGGUUCGUGUCACCGAGGAGCUGGCUCUGUCCGCAGAGCAGCUCACUCUAUACCAUGCCUCCGACCCCCUCCUCGGACACCUGCCUGUCCUCAUCUUCCACGGCGCCUCUACUACUGCCAACUACACCCUCAACAGCUCCCGCGUUCAGAUCCACGUCUACAGCCCCGCCGGCUAUCAGUCGUUCCCGCGCCUGACCAUCCAACCCAACUCGCCCUUCUACGCCGUCGUCAACCACCUGCCGCGCGAAUGGCAGGGCGACGAGAUCUACCGAGGCCUCGCCUUUGGCCUCUACAAGUACUUCCAGGAGCUGCCCGAGGUCGUCAAGAACCACCUCAAGAACACAUACCCGACCACGAGGGGGCGCCGCCCGGGGAGUGGGCCGGCCCUCUUUGGCGAGCAGCACGCCGCUGACCUCGCCAAGAACAUGAUCAAGAGCGAAAACACCGUCGAAGUUCUCGAGACGUUACAGACGGCCCUGCAGACCCAACACCUAAGCAACGUGGACGUCGAUUUUGUCCUGCCUCCCGGCUCCAUUGUGCCGCUGCAACCCGAAGAUCUCGACGACGCGCCCGAGGAUGACGACGAGUUCCUGGACCCGACUCUACGGCAAUAUGGAGGGUACACAUCACUGGUGAAGCUUCUCGGCGAGCCUCUCUUCCUGCCCACCUCCAGAUUACGGCGGGCGCCUUCUAAGCCGACAUCGCUGAAUCGCAGCAAGUCCUUCUCCAAGGAUCAAAAGGUGGAUCUGAGAAUGAAGCUCGGGGAGCUGGUCGACACUGAGGAGAGAUACGUGCUGAAGCUGAAUGAGCUGGUGAAGCACAUCGCCGACGACUUUAGACAAUCUGCGAAACAGCGUGACCCGAGCAGUUUGAGCCCUUCCGAAGAAGAGCUCGAGAAGCUUUUCCCCCGGUCGGCGGAUAGGAUAUUACAGGUCAACUCCGCCUUCAUGGAGGAGCUGCGCAAGAUUAUGGACGACACGGAGGAGGAGGCCGUCAGGGAUAUGGAGGUGACAACGGUUGCACUGACGGGAUCCAGGCUGGGGUCGCCAUCCAAGAUGAAGGAUCCCACAGGCGCACUGGCGAUCGCGAGGGUAUUCCUUGAGUGGUUCCCGAAGUUCACAGACUGCUACCAGGAGUACAUUCGCGCCAGCCAGCACUUUCCCACGCUCCUCAACUCGUUCCUGGACCAACAGUCGAGCUUCCGCCAACGGGUUCUGCAGACAGGCGAGCAGACCGUUCGCUCGAUUCUCAUCGAACCUGUUCAACGUCUUCCCCGAUACAGUCUGCUCAUCGACCAGAUUGUGAGCUGUCUUCCCAUGACACAUCCGGCGCUGCAAUCGAUGCUCAAAGCCCGCGACAUCAUCACAAAUAUCUGCUCCAUGGAUGAGCCUAUCCCAGAUAAGCCGCAAGUGACGAACCGCCUGCGCAACAUGGUUGAGAGUUGGCCCCUUGACCUCGAGCCCCAAGGAAGACUCAUCCUUGCAGCCGACUUUGUGGAGCUCCCGGCACCCUACCGUGUGCUUGAUCCGCCGGAGGCGGCGGAGCGCGCCGGUAUUUUCGUCUUGUUUUCAGAUUGCCUGGUCAUUUUGAAGAAAUUAGGGCCGAAGCCCAUGUCUGGCAAGGACCUGUUGCGCGAAAUUGACAAGCCUUCAGCAGCGGGUCUUCUCUUGUCCAUGACGAAUGCCGCCGGUGGCCAGCCAUCUUACGAGCUUGCAUUCACAGGCUGGCAUAAUUUGGCAGACGUGCGCUUCACAGAGUCGACAGACGGCAAGCUUAUUUGGAUGGCUUCAACCCAGGAGAUGAAGGGAGCGCAUGCAGGAGAGUGGGUGACGGGCACCGCUGUCACGUCGCGGUGCUUCUUGCUGGAGGAGACCUUUACGAGAGCGUCAAAGUGGACGGAAGACAUUGUAAAGGCCCGUGUGGAGGGUCGGUUCUCGGAAAAGGAGCGCGAGGACCCUUCGUGGACCCUGCGUUCUAUCAAAAUGUCGGAUAACAACCUCGGUUUCUUCGCUGCCGUCUUCCAGGAAGGUGCUGACCAGCUCAUUGAUGGCCGGAGGGAGCCUGCGCCAAUUCGCAUUGUCAUCGACCACGAAAAGGGCACCAAGGGUGCGCCGAUUGGACAUUACGGCGUUGAGAUCACGGUCAACGUCAACAGCGGCGACCUGAAGAAGGUCAAGAUGGUGACAGCUGGCUUGAACGGCAAACAGUUCACAGACGAUGUAGCGCUGGACGACUUCUUGCCGACGCUCACACGACGAAUCAUCCAAUUGCUGGGCACGCAGUUCAGUGUGUCAAAUAUGCGACUGGCACCCGCGUUGGUAUCAUACUACACCAAGAUUCUUAAAGGCCUGCCGCUCAUGACGAGGGCAGAGAAGACGAGGUCGUUCCUUGCUUCUUCCCCAGUGAAGGGACUCUUCUCCAGCAUCUGGGGUGGCUCAACCAACACUGAAGCACAUAGCCCGCCUAAGCACAGCAGAACACCCGUGACGAAUGUGUUUCCUCCACCAAUUUCACGAGCAAAUAGCGAAGCAGGGUCCAUCUACGGCUCGGCCAGGGGCAAAGACGGGAUCAAAAUGGGCGGCGACGACCGCCCCGAGAACCCCCUCGUAAGACUCGAGCAGACCUUUACAGGAUACGUCGCCAGUCUCCAGGCCCGCAAAGGUAGUAUCAUCGGGCGGAUGCUGCUGAACCGAUCCCUUGCCGACGAACUCUUGGUUAAUGAUCUCUACAACCGGCUGAUUGAGAGUCCGUUUGAUCUCGACGCCUCGUCCGAGUGUAGCGCAGAUGUCAUCUUUGUUGCCUUUGAGAAGUUUAUUCGCAUCGCUUGGGGCGAGCAGAUGGGGCCAAUUAUGACGAAGCAGACCCUGGAUACGUUGCUGGAACGUAUGAACCGACAAGUACCAGGAAACUUUGCCGAUUUUGUCAACUUCAUCUUCAAGGAAAUGGCGCCACAGAACCAAAGGGCAUUUACGGCUCUAAUCAAGUUGCUUGCUGACUUGCUCGAUGGCUGUGGCAAUGAUGGCGACAGAGGCAUCCUGACGGUUUCGUUUGCAGAACUUCUCGUUUCGGACGGUACAGCGCAAGCCUACAUCAACCUGCUGGACCGUCUUGUCGAAGACUGCGAUAGAAUCUUUGACGAUGCCGGGUUCGGCGUCAACCUGACUGUUCAACAAGCCUUCGAGUCUAUGAACUCUCGUAGCGGCAAGUCGCAUUCGGGAUCGCUGACUUCAAAUACGUCUUCAAUCAGACGCAAAUUCGGGUUCGACACUUUGCUGCGGCAGAACAGCAAGAACGACUCGGAGCGGCCAUCCGUCUGGCGCACGCUCAGUAAACAUGGUCGGCAUCCUGCCUCUGCAGAUGCAGCCUCGAGUUCUAGUCUAUCCAAGAUGACAUCGUCACGGGCAAGGUCAAUCGAUUCGGGAACACAACCGGGGCCUAAUAAGCUGAGAAGACCCGGCUCCAGGGACAGACCACCGAUUGCUGGUGCUUUUGACGAGCUUCCCAGACCGAGCAGCUCGCAACGGCCUGACAUGCGCCUGGAGACGAUUGGUGAGCCCGACGUCGAGUCAACGCCUCCUGUCAAGUCAUCAAAGAAGAAGCGGCGUAGCUCUUUAUCUGAUCUGCGCAGCCUUAUGGAGGCGGCGACGAUCACGGAUCCCAGGGAGAAGAUUGAGGAAGCAAUGAUGCCGUUGCGCAUCAACAAGCAGACAUCAGAAAAGUUUAACUCGACGCCCCGGAUACCCUCGCCAUCUAGGAUACCGAUAAGCCCGACAUCCCAGAGCCUGCGGUCUCCUCGCAUGAUCUCACCGCGCCAAAAGGAGAACCCCAUGUCGCCUGAAGCGUUAUUUUCGUCGCCGCCAGCGCCCCCCGAUCGCGAAAAUACUCCCAGCCGCACACCAAAGGGACAUGCUAGAGGCCUGUCCACUUCCAAUAUCCCAACACUCAGACCGACUCGCCCGAUAGGCCCAGUCUCUCAAUCGACCGACUCGAUCCCCAGACCAUCUACGAGUCCUGGCAAGCCACCGGGAAGCGGCAAGCUCCGCCUGCAGUCGCCGCAGAAACUUCGGGAGCGGCUGCAGACAGAGAAGAAGGCGGUUGAGGAUGUCGACGCAUCACUUCAGUCGGAGCUGUCUAAGAUUGCCGAAGAGAUGUCACGAGUCAACUCUGGUCUCGGUGGACGCACCAACACGCUGGACCUGCGCAAGCUGACAGCUUCGGUCAAGACGCUCGAGGAACGUAUCCCGACGAUGAUGUCGGAGCUGACGGACCGACAGACGGCGAUCCAACGCGACAUGGAGAGCACGCUGAGAGCAUCCGAGACAAAAGUCAAGAGCAUCGAUCAGCUGUACAGAGAAUCGACGGCCGAGAACGAGCUCAUGUACGAAAAGUUCAACAGCGAGCUGGGCAAGAUUGUCAAGGCGCUCAAGGGCAAGGGCCGAGAAGACAAGGAAGAGCUCAUCCGAAGCCUACGCGAGCACAGCGAGGAGACGGCGAGGGUGAAGAAGGAGAAUGCGCGGUUGAAGAGGGAGAUUGUCAGUUUGCGGACGGUCAUGAAGGGUGCCGACUGAAGAAACAUCUGGUCGAGCUCAAAAUUGGUGUCAGAACUGCGAUGCGGUACUUCACGGUACAGAGAGAGAACGAGAAAAGAGUGUGUGUAUAAGAUUGGACAGGGGGCUUGCGGCGUUCAUUUUUUGCGGAUUAGUUGCGUUGCGAGCGAGUCCAUGGUUUUCUUUAACAGGUACGGGGUGUACCACUACUACAACUUGCUUACUGGUUUGAUUUACUGGUAUAUGCAAAAAAAGAAGCCCGGCAUUCGAGAACAAGCCUGAGAAACGGGUUUGAUGCGGGCCUCUAUUUUUCUCUUUUUCCUUUACCCGUCCAGUUGCGUCUGAGCAGGCAGGUGGGCAUCAGGCAGACAAGGCAAGAUGGACGGGGUAGAUUACGGACAGUUUAGGGAUGGUGAUGGGGAUUGAAUGGAACGGGAUGGAAUAGGGACACUGGACUCUUUGGCUUUUUGGCGGAUGGUUUGGACGGGUUGGAUGGGAUUGAAUGAAGGAACGGAAUGUGGGAUGUGGGAUGUUCUUUUUUUUCUGGUUGGUGUGUGGAGGGGAAUAGGGUCUGCGGCGGUCUAGAUGUUGUAGGUAUUGAGAGAAGACUGAGAGCAGUGUGUGUGAGUGCG